Heteronotia binoei (common prickly gecko) is the source of this 3357-nucleotide messenger RNA. It is a transcript of the gene NEMF, whose product is annotated as nuclear export mediator factor. Bases 121 to 3243 code for a protein of 1040 amino acids. Gene Ontology annotation, cellular component: RQC complex. Gene Ontology annotation, biological process: ribosome-associated ubiquitin-dependent protein catabolic process; rescue of stalled cytosolic ribosome. Gene Ontology annotation, molecular function: tRNA binding; ribosomal large subunit binding. The record is from RefSeq and is a predicted model, not a curated record. The transcript has 33 exons. NCBI's taxonomy places the organism in Eukaryota, Metazoa, Chordata, Lepidosauria, Squamata, Gekkonidae.
GUGUUAGCUACCUUCCUCCUGUCAGGGCCGGCGGCUGGAUGGCGGCGAGCGGCGGGGCUGAGACGGACCGACUGACUGUAUUCGCUCGCCGGUGACCCCCCCGCCGGCCUUCUGUCCGCCAUGAAGUCCCGCUUCAGCACCGUCGAUAUCCGGGCGGUGAUAGCCGAACUCCGCCACAGCCUCUUGGGGAUGAGAGUAAACAACGUUUAUGAUGUGGAUAAUAAGACAUACCUUAUCCGUCUUCAGAAGCCAGACUGCAAGGCGACACUCCUCCUGGAAUCCGGCAUUCGGAUUCACUCCACCGAAUUUGAGUGGCCUAAGAACAUGAUGCCGUCUAGCUUUGCGAUGAAGUGCCGCAAACAUCUGAAAACCCGAAGGCUUGUGAGUGUGAAGCAACUCGGUGUGGACAGGAUAGUAGAUUUCCAGUUUGGAAGCGACGAAGCCGCCUACCACGUGAUCAUAGAGCUGUAUGACAGGGGGAACAUCGUUCUUACGGACCACGAAUACCUGAUCCUGAACAUCCUGAGAUUUCGCACCGACGAAGCGGACGAUGUCAAGUUUGCGGUCCGGGAGCGCUACCCGGUCGACAGCGCCAAAGCAGCCUCGCCCCUGCCCAGUUUGGAAAGGCUGACGGAAAUAAUAACUGCCGCACCUAAAGGAGAACAGAUAAAGAGAGUUUUAAACCCCCACCUUCCUUAUGGAGCCACACUCAUUGAGCACUGCCUCAUCGGAGCGGGAUUUUCAGGCAGUGCCAAAACAGACCAGAUGGAAAGCAAAGACUUUGAAAGGCUACUUGUUGCUUUACAAAAUGCAGAAGAAUAUAUGGAGACGCUGGACAACUUUAAUGGAAAGGGCUUUGUCAUACAGAAGAGGGAGAAAAAGCCAAGCUUGGAACCGAACAAACCCACCGAAGAAAUCCUCACAUAUGAGGAAUUUCACCCUUCCUUGUUCUUGCAACACUCGAAAUGUCCGUACGUGGAGUUUGAGUCCUUCAACAAGGCGGUGGAUGAAUUCUACUCCAAGCUGGAAAGCCAGAAGAUAGACUUGAAGGCCUUGCAGCAGGAGAAACAAGCAUUGAAGAAGCUGGAAAAUGUUCGGAAGGACCACGAGCACAGAUUAGAAGCGCUUCACCAAGCUCAGGAAAUUGACAAAGUGAAAGGGGAGCUCGUGGAAAUGAACCUCGAGAUCGUGGACCGAGCCAUCCACGUGGUCCGGAGCGCCUUGGCGAACCAGAUCGACUGGACGGAGAUCGGGGCCAUCGUCAAAGAAGCCCAAGCCCAGGGGGACCCGGUGGCCAGCUCCAUCAAAGAGCUGAAGCUGCAGACCAAUCACAUCACCAUGCUCUUGAAAAACCCGUAUGUGCUCUCAGAGGAGGAAGAGGAGGAGGAAGUGGCCACUAAAGAGGAGCCGGCUGAAGAACCAAAAGGGAAGAAGAAGAAGAGCAGAGCUAAGCAGCUGAAGAAGCCUCUCAAGAACCAGCCGUCGCUCGUGGACGUGGACCUCAGUCUUUCUGCCUACGCCAAUGCCAAGAAGUAUUAUGAUCACAAGAGGCACGCGGCCAAGAAAACCCAGAAGACCGUGGAAGCAGCAGAGAAGGCCUUCAAGUCGGCAGAGAAGAAGACCAAGCAAACCUUGAAAGAAGUCCAAACAGUCACCACCAUUCAGAAGGCGAGGAAGGUUUAUUGGUUUGAGAAAUUCCUGUGGUUCAUUAGCUCUGAAAAUUACCUUGUUAUAGCUGGAAGAGACCAGCAGCAAAACGAAAUGAUCGUCAAGAGGUAUCUGACGCCAGGUGACAUCUACGUCCACGCUGAUCUCCACGGAGCGACCAGCUGCGUCAUCAAGAAUCCAACAGGGGAGCCCAUCCCACCCCGGACGCUCACCGAGGCCGGCACGAUGGCUCUGUGUUACAGCGCAGCUUGGGACGCCCGGGUCAUCACUAGCGCCUGGUGGGUGUAUCAUCACCAGGUGUCUAAAACAGCCCCCACUGGAGAGUACCUGACCACAGGAAGCUUCAUGAUUAGAGGGAAAAAGAAUUUCCUCCCUCCUUCCUACCUAAUGAUGGGGUUCAGUUUCUUGUUUAAGGUGGAGGACUCCUGUGUUUGGAGGCACAAAGGUGAGCGGAAGGUGAAAGUGCAGGAUGAAGACAUGGAGACGGUGACCUCUAGCACCAGCGAACUGGCAGAAGAAGAAACGGCACCCCUAGAGGGAGACGAGGACAGCGGUGGCAGCAGCAGCGAGGAGGGCGAGAGAGGGGAGUCCAAGGAGAAGCUUGAGGAAGAGGAGGCCGGCGGGACGAGGCAGGCCAUGCCUGCCUCUGAGGGGUCCUCCAAGGGGAGAGUCCCAGUUCAGCGAGAGGACUGUCUAGAUGCCCUGUGUCUUCAGUCCCAGCCGAAAGCUGCUCCCAAAGAGAACCCCGCGAGCUUAAGCGAUGGGAAGUCCCAGAGCCGGAGGCAUCUCUCAGCCAAGGAGAGGAGAGAGAUGAAGAAAAGGCAGCAGCAGCUGCCGCUUCCUCAGGGUGAGCCCAGCAAUGAUCCAGACCCUCCGAAGGGAAAGGCAGAGGAAGAGGCUCAGCUCCCGCCCCCUCCCGGUGGGAACAAGAACACAGCCCCCCAGCAGCCGGUCAAAAGGGGGCAAAAGAGCAAAAUGAAGAAAAUGAAGGAGAAGUACAAAGACCAGGACGAGGAAGACCGCGAGCUCAUCAUGAAGCUGCUGGGGUCCGCUGGACCAGUCAAAGAAGAGAAGCCCAAGAAAGGCAAGAAAGGGAAAACGAAAGACGACGCCCCCAAGAAACCUCCCCAGAAGCCAAGAGCAGUCCAUAGGGUGCCAGAGAUGGCCAGAAUCAAGGAAGGAGUCCCCCUGGAGUUAGAAGAUGGCGCUUUGGAGGAGCAACCGGAUGAGAAGGAGGAGCAGGACCAAGAUCAGCACGCCAGCGAGGAAGCAGAGGCUCUCUUGGACUCCCUGACGGGGCAGCCCCACCCGGAGGACCUCCUCCUGUUCGCCGUCCCCUUCUGUGCCCCUUACACCACCAUGACCAACUUCAAGUACAAAGUCAAGCUGACCCCAGGCACCCAGCGGAAAGGGAAAGCCGCCAAGACCGCCCUGCAGAGCUUCAUGCAGUCCAAGGAGGCGAGCCCCCGAGAGAAGGACCUCUUCCGCAGCGUGAAGGACACUGACCUCUCGAGAAACAUCCCAGGCAAAGUGAAGGUGUCUGCUCCUCACCUCCUGCAUGCAAAGAAGAAGUAAAAGGAGGGGCCACCACCAUCCAGCCGCUGCGGACUCUCCCUCUCUGACUGCCAGUUGGAUGCCCAAACUCCAGAGCAGCUCUCUUCCAGUUUUGCUAAUAAAGCCCGAUGCUCG